AACUUAUUCUUCGGCAACAAAUACAAAGUAACGAGAAGGACCGCGCGUUUGCGACUAGCGCUCGCUUCAUGUAGCUCACACUUAUUGAAGCUAUUUUUAGUGAUACAUUGUUAUUUAUUCUUUUCCGUAAAUACUUACUUGCAAGUUGUGGGAACAUCUCUAGGCUGUCGAAUUUAGCACCUGUCUAGGUGCUUUGCUAAUGCAAAGACGAUUUAGCUUGCUAGUAGCCUUGGCGUUAGAGCUGUACAGCAUCUUUUCUUCAGGAGACAAUGACCUCCGCCUCCACGAAAGUGGGAGAAAUCUUCUCAGCAGCUGGUGCUGCCUUUACCAAACUGGGUGAACUGACAAUGCAGUUACAUCCAGUGGCUGAGGCCAGUCCAGCUGGGGCUCAGGCCAAGACACCAAUCAAGAGGAAGCUGUAUGAAAACAGUGGUGUCCCUCUGUCCUCUGACUCCCAGAAGAAAAGUACCAAGAAGCCUCCGCCUGCUCCAGCUCCACCUGCUGUCAUAACAGUACCAGCCUCUCAAGUCGUCCUGACGACAGGAGUUCGAGGAUCCUCCCCGGCACACCCCUCCAUAAAAAAACAAAAGACUGCAGAUGUCACUCUAAGCGCAUUGAAUGAUUCGGAUGUCAACAGUGACCUGGUAGACAUAGAAGGUCUCGGGGAAGGCUCAUCUAAGAAACUUAAUUUUGAUCAGGAGAGCCUCAAUCUUGACUCCAACCUGAUCAUGAAUUCUAGUGAUCUUCCCCUGCUGUCUCGUUGAGCCCCGUCACCAUUGCAGUCCUGAGGGGUAUCCAUGUGUUUCCAUCAAGCAACAAACAGACGUCAUCUACAUACUGGGUCUCUAUCCGUUGUUGUCUCCGCAGACCUUUUGUGUACUUCAUCGUGGGCACCUAUCAUGCUAAAAAUGGAUGGUAUGUUGCCAACAUUUUGUGCAAGAAAAUUCUUUUUUAUAUUACAGUGUACAUAAAAGCGUGUGUAAUUUUAAACUGGAAUUGAAAGUUGUAGUCAGUUGUAGUGUAAGAACGGCCUUUGGAAUUUCCUUGUAUGGAUGAAAGUGCAAGAUUAGCUUUUGAUCUUGAGCUCUUCGGAACUCAUGGGUCAUUUUAAAUACCUAAAACCUGUCUGAAAUUACAAGGUCAACUUGGAAGGACCUAUUGUCACCAUCACUGAAGGCUACAGAUGAUAUAAUAUAUUUUUAUUCUAACAGUUGCUAAAAUCAUUGUACCAUCUACACGAGAUAUUUGUAAAGCUGUGUUAAAAUGUGUAUUUAGCUUUAAAGACACUGGUAUUUUGUCAUUGCUGUGUCCUUAAAAGGCAGUGAAGAAAGGGCCCUAGAAUAUAUUUUCAUUCAUUCCAUUGUAGGACAAGUUAUCAUACUUGUCCACUCAAAUAUGUACCGCUAAACAGGUGUAAACAUAAUGUAGAACCUUUUUAUUGAACAUUUCAGGAAGUUAAAUGUAUAAUGAUCCAAAAUACCUGAAAUGGUAUUCAGGUUAAAAACACACAAAAAGCAAUUACAACAAUGAUACAACAAUGUAACUUACAAUUAUUUUAUUUUGUUUAAAAUGGUCCCACAAAAAAAUUGUUGUGGGAUAAGAUGCACAGUCAUUUUGAGUAACAAAUAAAGUUUUUUUUUAAAAAAUGUA
Molecule: messenger RNA, 1650 nt
Organism: Sardina pilchardus (European sardine)
Lineage: Eukaryota; Metazoa; Chordata; Actinopteri; Clupeiformes; Clupeidae
Exons: 5
Coding region: 270-764 (164 amino acids)
Cellular component (GO): NURF complex; MLL1 complex
Source: RefSeq, a predicted model, not a curated record